CCGCGCAUGGGGGUGAAAGCCGCGCAACCCUCGGCCUGCCGAGCCGCCUUAGAAAACAGUGCUCGCGGGACAAGCCACGUCGAAAGUUGUGCGGUGAAAAGUCGCGCCUCUGUCCUCAAAACACGCACGAGAAAAGAUCAAGUCGCAAGAUCAAGGACAGAAUUGCGAAGGAGGAAGCGAGGAUCCAGGGUUAAUAGCGUCGAAUAUGGCGAUUCCUGAGCGGUUGUUCGUUCGAGGUGGAUCGUUAAUGGAAGGAGGCCCGUCGUGAUUUCAAUCAGCCUGACCUCCGAUUUCCGUACUUCCCUGUACGUGAUUCGGUCGUCACGGCUUCGUGACUCCGGCCAAUCGAUCGAGCGAGAUUCACUUCCUUUCCUCUUCGCUUCGUUUCGAAGAAUGGGCAAGAAACAUGUUUGAAAGACGUGCUUUAAUCUCUCGUCUCCUUAAACAUUCCCGGUUCGAUUGAGAGACGGCGUAGUAAGUUGGACGAAGGAAGGACGAGGAGAGGAGUGGAAGGCCUGAUUUAACGAGGUGGCAUGCCAGCGCGACCUCCGAGCUCGGCUUCCCGGUACGUGAGUCAGGAUCGCAGGAAUCGGGCGCGAGGAUGAGCGCAAAGAUAUCCCUGGCGAGCCGCGGCACGGCACAGUCGCCGGUCAACCAUCGUGGCAAAUCAUCGUCGGGGCUGCUGCUCGCCGGGAAGUCUGUCAAGAGGCCGUCGUCGAUGACCAUAGAGGUGACUGGCACCGAGGAAAGAGCCGUCAAACGAGCCGCUGUCCCAGAACUGGAAGCAUCGUCCACCUCGUCGCGUCCAAACAGUUUGUUGGAGAGAGAGAGCAACAUGCCAGUUUUAACGCGCGCCUGCACUACUGCCACGCUCCCGAGGAUCAAGAGGUUCAAAUUCGCCUCGUUCGCGUCCGGGCCGCGUCUGGACGCGACGACGACGACGACGACGACGGGCGAAGCUAGGGGCGGCCCGGCGUGCACGGGCCGGCAACACCACCACCACCACCACCACCAUCAUCACCAGAUCGAGCACGAGCUUCAGCCAUCGUCGGCGAUGUCCACCCUGGUCUGCUGCGAGCCGGUCUCGGCCGCGGCCCGUUCCCGCGACAACCUGAAACUCGUCCUGAAUCGGAGCCUGAGCGAGCCCGGCCCCAGCGCGGCGGCGGCCGGCGCGUCCGCCGCCUUCCUGUCCGCCGCCCCCUCGCCCCCCCCGAGCGCCGGGCUGCCCCCGGCGGCGGGGGACGCCUGCCCCGCGCCCGACGAGUGCGCCGACUGCGCCUCCGCCGACCCCCUGCUCCACCACCGCCAUUGCCACCACCACCUCCACCACCACCACCACCUCCACCACCAACACCUCCUCCACCACCAGUCGUCGAAACGCUGCAAGCUGGAGACGGUCAGCCUGCCGACCAGCCCCUCGUCCGAGACCAACACCCUCCAACGCCAGCUGGUCCUCCAGAGGACCAACGCGAUAACCGCCGAUCAGUUGGCCGACCGGCUUCGAUCCUCCUCACGCGAGGGGAACGGGGGUGCGUCGAGCGUGGUGCUCGACUGCCGCCCCUUCAUACUGUACAACGUGAACCACGUGAGGGGGGCGAUCAACGUGAACUGCUCAGAUCGGUUCAACAGGAGGAGGCUUCAACUCGGGAAGGCGGCCCUCGCCGAUCUCGCCAACACCAGGGAAGGGAAGGAGUUGCUGCGCAGGAGGCAUUACAGGGAGGUGGUCGUCUACGACGAUUGCACCGACGACGUCGACCGCCUCCCCGUCCAGCAUCCCCUCUUCCUCGUGCUCGUCGCGUUGCUGGACGACAACAGGGAGCCUGCUCUUCUCUUGGGUGGACACAAGGAGUUCCACAGGCGGCACAGGGACCUCUGCGAGGAUACGCUUCUCCCAACAGUGGGAGCGGGUCCGUCCGCUGUCGGCAGUUGUUCCAGUCCAGGACCAGGGUGUCCAGUAUUAAGUCUGUCCGGACCACCGACCCCGCAACCCGCGGACAUCGAUAGCCACCCAGCCUCGAGAGUUCUACCGUUCCUCUACCUUGGAAAUGGAAGAGACGCGGCCGACUUGCAACUUCUUCGCGCGUUGGGCGCGACCAGAGUCCUCAAUGUCACUUCACAGCUGCCCGGAUAUCACGAGGAGAGGGGUAUCACGUACAGACAGAUCCCUGCCUCGGAUUCUGGCCACCAAAACCUUAAACAGUACUUCGAGGAGGCGUUCGACUUCAUCGAGGAAGCCCGAAAAGCCGGAAGCAGCGUGUUAGUGCAUUGUCAAGCGGGAGUAUCGCGCAGCGCGACAAUCGCAAUCGCGUAUAUAAUGCGACACAAGGGCCUGUCCAUGGUGGAGGCCUACAAAUUGGUGAAGAACGCACGACCAAUCAUCAGUCCUAAUCUCAACUUCAUGGGGCAAUUGUUAGAGCUCGAGCAAGGUUUAAGGGCGUCAGGUGGCGUGGCGGCCGCCCCCGAGGAGCCAAAAAGCUGUCACCAGUGUCGCUGGUCUCAUCAGCAGAAUAGCGAGGAAGUUACUUCCGGUUGCAGCGUCUGAGUCGAGCGAAAUCACCAGGCGAGGAUCACCCGAUUUCUCUCGCAUGACAAUCGGGGUUCCAGCAGAAGAUCGAAAAAGAAGAGAGCAGAAGAGCCCACGCGCGGUUCGCAAGGCUGUCUCGAUGUUUCGUGUCCAAGGACGCGAUCGAAAGACACGAUCUACACAUAUCCUACACGUAUAUCCGUUAAAAAAAACGAAGUCGUCGUUCUUCCUGUUUCAUACACAAAACACACACAGCAUACACACGUGCGAAGAACUCGAAUAACAUAACAUAACCUUGCUACACGUGCCUUGGCGAUCGGCCCUAAUAAACGGGAAAGGCUGAUUUACAGAGAGACACUUUUAUUUCUAUUAUCGAGUAACUUAUUCAGUGGUAAAGAACGUUUCUGAUUGAGAGAGAACGCGUCGUUGAUUUGCGGAUAACGAAGGAAAAAGAUGCAAUUGCGGACAAGUUGUAAACACGUGUGCGUCCUCCAUCUUGGAACUUCGGAAACCAACAGGAUGAUGGCGCCUGUUAACACUUGAGCGCGCACGAAUUUCUUCCUGUGUACAUACAACGACGCGAGCUCCUCUCUAUGUUGCGAAUUAUUUAUGCGUCAAGGGAGAGGGGAAAAAAGAGGGACGUUCACGCGGCGUUAGUUACGGAAGCUUCGUGCAUCGUCAUGAAGAAAGGUUUGGUGUACUUACGCGACAGUGUUCCGUAGUUUUAUUAGUACAAAAUAUAACGUGGUAAGAGGCGCGUAUAUCGAAGGAAAUCAUAAAUAUUUCUUUUUUUUUUUUUUUGUUUCUUGCGUAGUAAGUUGCAGUAGAGAGAGUAUGUAUAUUUGAUUUUAACAUGAUGAUACACAGUGUUCCACUUUUCUUGGAAAGAUCUACGCGUUUGUAAUUUAGAAAGUGAAUUUUAUUCGUUUAAUUUUUGUUCUUUUUAUAUGUGUAUAUUUCUUUUUUUAAAGUGUCAAGCGUCCACGUCUAAUUUGGCCACAAUUUUUUUCUUUCGAGUGAAUUGAAUACUGAAUCGGUUAAUUAUAUGUGUAUUUAGGGACACUGCUUCUUCGAAACCGUCGUUGCGAACAAAGAAGCAUCGAAUAAGAAUAUGGGAUUGAAUAAUUGCACUUGGGGAAGUCUUGCGAAAUUUUUUUUUUUCUUUCUUUUUGCCAUCUAAAGACGCGCGCGCAAGUGGACAAUUAACAAGGUGGGAUAAAUGUACGUCAAUUGAGAUCAAUAAUAAUUAUGUUUGCGUUUGCCUUUUGCCUACUUGUAUCUCUAUAUUCGUAAUGUUACAUUAUUCGAUAGCGAAGUGGUUUAUAUUUGAUAAAAUAAUAUAUCAUUAACCGGAAAUUAGCUUAACCACGAGCUCCGUAGCAUUUAAGGAUCUGGUUGAGAUCCAACCAUCGUGAUCUAGUCGUUUGUUGGGAUGUAACUGAUAAUGAUGUUGACGAUAUGUAAGGUGCGAAAGAGAGAGCGAAAGAAAGUUCGAAUACCCCCGCCAACUAAUUAGAAUAAUUAGUAAGAACUAUAACUCGAGGGACGAAAAUAUUGCGAUUUUAAAAAUUAAGAUGCCAAAUACGGAUUUUUUAGUUCGGAUUCAACGAGUUUCACACAUCGGGGGAUAAAAGUCGUGUGUAAUAGCCAAAAUUAUUAUCAUCUUUCGAUCUUGAAGUGUACAUAAACAAUAAAUAUUAUCUCACGGGGAAAAAAAUAUAACUAUGAAUUGAUAUUUUAAACCAAUUCUGACCAGUUUAACGAACAUCUUUGUAUCGCAAGAAAAUGGCCUCUAUUGAUCCUUCGUUCGAAUUAAAUAUCGCUUGCACGAUACGAAUACGAUUGCGAAUGUAAAAUCUAACCUUGUCACUCUGUUUACGUUUGUUAUUCUUUCGCAAUGUUUCACUGAUAAUAAGUCCGAAUAAUGACGAAAAUAAUAUUGUGAAUAUGAUUUAUCUCGUUUCACGUUGUGCAAAAUAUGAUCGUUGGAUUAUUUUUCAUCUAAUCGGCUCGUUCUGUUUCGAAAAUGUUGUUUCAUAUCGACGUGCGCGCGGUCUCGGACGAGUUGUAUCGCACGAACGGAAAUUUCUCGAUUAAGAAUUUAAGGUUAGAAGUUAGCGUUAAAAGUAUUAUGGGAAUGGAAGAACGUCUUUUUCCUCGCGUGGCACGAUUCGUUCGUAACGCGUUUAUAUCUAGUUUUUUUUUUUUUUUUUAAUCGCUUCUUUCUUAAACCGCAAUGGAUGAUUCUCUAUUCGUAAUCGAGAAACAACGAGUGUAUAUCGUCGUCAUAAAUGGGGGAAGAAAAAGAGAAAUAAUAAUCGUGCACGUAGUUCGCUUCAAUCGUCGAAAUACCUCGAGCAACGGCCUAAAUGGGACGUUGAUUAAACGUAAAAAAAGAAAAAAAAGAAUAAGAAUAAACAAAAAAACGUGUGCGAAAUAACUGUACGACACGACAAUCGCCGCUGUUAAAUCAAACCGAGCAGCUGUUCAAAAAAAAAAAAAAAAAAAAAAAAAGGAAGAAAAAAGUCGCUUAAACCGAUAUGCCUUUCUACGUUAGAGAGAGACUCAAAACUGUUGACAAUAAAAGCUCGACAAGAGAGAAAAAGAGACCUGGUGUGCGUGAAAGAAAUAUAGGUUCACGUCAUACAUACAUGUUCACGUUAUAUCUAUAUAUAUAUAUAUAUGUGUGUGUGCGCGUGCGCGUGUGUGUGUAUACAACAUAACGAGACAGAGAGCAAGUUCCUUCAGAUUUUUCAAUUCUCUCGAGGAAACGGUACAUAUCAAAGAGAUGUCGCCUUCUAUUUUUUUUCUUUUUUUCUUUUUUUUUUCUUUUUUUUUUUUUUUUUGUCGUAGAUCGCGAAGAACGUCACAUUUCGAAGGGAACAAUUUAUGUUCGCGUUAUAUUCUCCUAUAAUAGUUAGGCGCCAAGUGACGCUUCGCGUAGAACUUGUAAAAAGUGUUAGCGAAUAGUGUUGUAAAUAUUCACAAGAGCAAAGACAGGCGAAUCACGAAUAGAAUCGCGUAAAAUGGGGGAGAGGAGAGGAGAGGGGGAGGGGAGGGGGAGUGGAGAAAAAGGAAAGAGACCGAUCGUGUAAUAAAAGAAAAAAAGAGAAACUAUAUCCAAUAGAAAUAAAAGGGCAGAGAGCUACGAACUUGUAGUACCUGUUGCAUCACGAGGAUGUACGAUAUGUGUGUGUGUAGUGUUUACUGAGUUGUGGAAGAGCUUUAACAAUAAAAUGUAUAUCGACCUGUACGAUUGUCGUUGCCGUAUAACGAUAAAAAUAACAUUUGGUGUAAUUUUUUAUAUAUUUGGAACUGGUAAAAGCAGAGUCACAUAAGAUUGGUAAAAUGGUUUGUGUCGCAUUGCGGCUACCUUCGUGUUGCACGCGAAAAUAACCUGAAAGAUGAAACUACUACUAAACGCCAUGUGGUCCAAUAAGUUCCUAAGAUCAUCUUACCGUUCGAAUUUUGAAUGAUGCUUUGACCAAUUCUAUUUUAUAUUUAAUCUUCUAAAUUACUUAAUGAUGUAUAUCAUAAGUUCGAUGUAUACCUUUAUUGCUAAUGUCUUUCUGCAUUGGUAUGCACACGUUAAAAAGUUUGCGUAUACACAUCUUGGGAUGGGGUAGAGAUGCUGCACCAACUUUGGUCGACAAUUUUUUUUUUUUUGCGGAAAUGUUGCCGUAUCGAUCGAAUACCUUUUUCGUUUUUUCAAUGUACAGUUAAAUGUAACGUAAAGUAAUUGUGCAUACGCGAGGACAACUAUUGUAUCAUAUCAAAAUUUAGUUAUUUUAUGAAUAAAAGUAUAAACCGCA
Molecule: messenger RNA, 6336 nt
Organism: Apis mellifera (honey bee)
Lineage: Eukaryota; Metazoa; Arthropoda; Insecta; Hymenoptera; Apidae
Product: dual specificity protein phosphatase 10
Exons: 8
Coding region: 602-2542 (646 amino acids)
Biological process (GO): negative regulation of MAPK cascade; protein dephosphorylation
Cellular component (GO): cytoplasm; cytosol
Molecular function (GO): MAP kinase tyrosine/serine/threonine phosphatase activity; protein tyrosine/threonine phosphatase activity
Source: RefSeq, a predicted model, not a curated record